AUGGCAAUGGACCCGACACCACAGAACGCGUUGGAUCUGCACCAGUCUCUCCUCUUCCGUCUUCCACGAGAGCUGCGAGAUGAAAUCUACUACUACUAUUCCCAAGCGAACGGCUACUACUACGACUCCACUUCUGGGACACUUCGAAUGCACGGCGGCGAGUGCAUUGAUCUCAGCCUCCAAUAUACCUGUAAAAGGACAGCGGCGGAGAUGCAGGGUAUUGCCUUGGGGAUCAACACAAUAACCUUCCGUACUAUGCUCGAUCUCCCCAGGCCUUCCGACCAACUCAUGAAAUCCCAAAUCUUCGGUUAUUACAUCGAUGAAGGAAGGGGUGCCAUACUUAGUCGCAUGCUCGAAUGGACAUACCCUCUAGUCACAGCCGAGACCAUGCGUAAGUUGUGCGAACGCCAUCCAGCGAACCUGGCAGUCAAGAAGAUGAGGGAAUUGCAUCGAGAGGGAGACAGUGAUGGACCCCUAGCGCGUGGACACCUAUGGGGUGAGCUUGAAGAUGUCGAUACAGUCGAUUAUAACGAGUUCUCAGCGCAAACAUUCGAAAUCAUCCGAGACUUGCUGGAUAUCAUAUCCACGGAGCCUGAAUUCUGGCACAUGACUGCAAGCGACUUCGAUGUUAACGCGAGGAGGGCAUUUUUCGUGGCAACUAAUCACUGGGCCACCCGUUGGGAGGCAUUCGAGGAUUAUCUUAUGAAGAAUGUUCCCGUAUACACUUCCAAGGCAGAACAGCAGCGAGUACUACAGUGGCGACCUGACAGCUGGUCUAUCCCCACAAAUGAUGACCUUGAGGCAGUGGCAGAGUUCCUACCUCACGACGAUGAUUCUGAUCCUUUUGAUAUGGUACACAUACGGGGAGGAAGGCGAUCCUACUUCUCUGCAGCCGCCGUCGCAGUUCAAUUCCUCUCACGCCUCAGCGAAUCCGCACGUAGCCAUCUCCGCCAGGUCACUAUACUGGAAGACGAGCAAAGCGACCCCGAAUCCUCCAGUCAUGCAAGAGGCCUACUUCCGUUUUGUAUCUCCAACACUCAAUUGAAGAUUGAGAGAAGAGUAGACAUAUGGCGUACCUCACUCAUACGUACUUCGAGAGCGACCCAUGAUGCAGGGACCCAACUUAUAAUGAAGGAGAUUGGGAUGUGGAUUAGUGAGACAAAAGCACUGUUUGUCUUGGGGAUGCUGCCCGGCUCUUACAAUCUGGUCUUACACGGCCCAUCACCUCUUGCGAGCCAACAAAUCUGCGAUGCCACUGUCAGGGUAGCAAUCUGGGAGGAAGGGUGUACAUCGAUCGCAAAAGCCGACACUUUCCAAGGGCACUACUUUGUUCACUUUCUUGGUGAAGGCUUCGUGGAGGCGAUCAAGGGGGUUGUCGAAGGGAGCAUUCCAGCUCGAUUCGACGCAGACAUGGGGAAGAUAUGGGAUAUCGACCAGCUGAUGAAGGAAAAGGAUGGCGAUUGGCCUUCGGACCUGGAGGAUGUUUUCGAAAUUCGCGACCUCGAAGAGCCAGCGGAAGGCUGGUGCGCUGCACAUGAAGAGCGAUUUGGGGUGUGGGAGCACAGUGACUAUAUUCAAGUAGACUGGACAGAAUACAUGGAGGGGGUUGAGAUGCUUUUUGAAGCAGAAUGA
Molecule: messenger RNA, 1632 nt
Organism: Alternaria novae-zelandiae
Lineage: Eukaryota; Fungi; Ascomycota; Dothideomycetes; Pleosporales; Pleosporaceae
Exons: 1
Coding region: 1-1632 (543 amino acids)
Source: RefSeq, a predicted model, not a curated record